Messenger RNA from Penicillium soppii, 1500 nucleotides. RefSeq names its product protein gprM (gene gprM). NCBI's taxonomy places the organism in Eukaryota, Fungi, Ascomycota, Eurotiomycetes, Eurotiales, Aspergillaceae. The coding region runs from base 1 to 1500 and encodes 499 amino acids. The record is from RefSeq and is a predicted model, not a curated record. The transcript has 3 exons.
AUGGUGAACGCCCUGAAUGGAAACUGCCCGUCUCCCUUUUUACAGGAGACAUUAUUCCCUUCCGUCGGUGGAUUUAUCGAUGGCCGUUAUUGCGAACAAGUGACUCUCGGCAACAGUACUUAUUCUUGCUGCUUGCCAUGCCCUCUCGCUGAAUGGCGAUAUGACACUGACUUACAUGCUAAAAUCGAUGUCGCAAGCUGGAUCAGUGUCGCCAUUCUCCCUCUGUGUAUUUUCCUGUUAGUUUCAUAUGCCGUGCUGCCUGUCAAAUGGACUCAUCGUCAUUACUUGAGUAUUUGCUUUACAUUGGGAAUCUGUUGCAUGGAGAUUGCCUUCAUCAUCCCUCUCGGUGCUAAACCAGAACAGUGUUACAAUGCAAUCACCCCCAAUGACAUGCACUCUGAUCUUUCGUGUGCCUUCUCUGGCUCGCUAUUGCUAUUCGGUGGUUGGAUGGUCGUUAUAUGGAGUUUCAUCCGCACCCUCGCAUUCCACCUCCAAGUAUGCUGGGAGGUAGUCCUAGGGCCGAAGUUCAUGUGGAUAGCCUUUGUCAGCGGAUUUGGUAUACCUGCAAUCGGACUCGCAGUGAUGCUCGUGCUCACAGGUGUAUCCUUCCGAUUCGGAGAAAUCUGCCAUAUCAACGUGACCAACUCACUAUACGAUUACUGGAUCCCAGUCAUGAUAUUCGCCGCUGCAUCCCUCUUCUUCCAACUAUCGACAAUGAUCUACUGCAUUCACAUCUAUCUCCGCUCUCUCUUCGACAAAUCCGCCGCCUCAUCAACAGGCAGCUCCGGCCUCCCCUCCUACACAAGCAGCGUCCGCACAGUAACAGCCCGACAAGCCUACCGGCGUGUGCGCCGCGUCCUCCAGCUACAAUGGCGCGGCGUCGCCCUAGUCUCCAUCAUCAUCGCCAACGUGAUUUUCUUCGCAGUCGUCUUCAUCAACCUUGACAACGCCGUCGCCCCAACCGCCCGCAACGUCAAAACAGCCACCCCCUGGCUGGUGUGUCUCGCCACAACCGGCGGCGACAGAGCAAGCUGCCGCACCUACGCCGAGGCCAUCGGUCCCAACGAAGCCACCCUCCUAGCAGUCGUCAUCCUGCUCUCCCUGGUCGGCUUCUGGAACUUCAUUCUUUUCGCCCGCCCCUCGAUGUUCGUCGGCUGGCUGGAUUUCUGUCGCAGCAGAGUUCGCGGCCGCAAUGAGUUUGUGUCCGCUGAUGCGAACAGCCGUUUCGCUGAUCACAAGGGCUUCGAGAUGCUGACUACGACCGUCAAGACGCCGGAAGCUUUCAUGCGCUCGCCAAGCCCUACACAGAUGGAUGCCCAGGACCGCAGCCGCAGCCCCAUGGCUAGUCCGAGUCCGACAUUCGAGCGCGCUGUUCAUCUCGGCCAGGAGGCCCGAUAUGUUCGUCCUUCUUUGAGUUUCUCGGGGCCAAGGUCGCCUAGUUCGCAGGCACGCGGAUGGGACCAUCAAUCUACGUUUGCGCCGGGUCAUGAGCGAGAAUAA